This is a messenger RNA of Prunus mume (Japanese apricot), 1667 nucleotides long. Lineage: Eukaryota; Viridiplantae; Streptophyta; Magnoliopsida; Rosales; Rosaceae. The record is from RefSeq and is a predicted model, not a curated record.
AAAUUGUGCAUUAAUUUACUAUCAUUCAAUUUUUUAGGCCAUAAGCACUUGGUUUGUUAAGUUCUUUCCAACCAAUACAAAAAUAUUAAAUAGAUUGCUUCUUGUUCUCUGCAUUUCUUGAUAUUGUGUUUCAGGUUGCUGAACUUGGAGAGUCUGCUGCAAUGGACAACAACUCUAAUGGCGGCGGCAAUGUGUUCCAACUAAGAGUGAAGCAAGGAGAGCCAACUCUGGUUUCCCCUGCAGAGGAAACAGAGAAGGGUUUAUACUUUCUCUCCAACCUCGACCAAAACAUUGCGGUGACUGUUCGUACUAUUUAUUGCUUCAAGUCAGAUGACAAAGGAAAUGACAAGGCAGGAGAAGUGAUCAAGGAUUCUUUGAAGAAGGUUCUUGUCUACUAUUACCCUCUUGCCGGGAGACUAACAAUCAGCUCAGAGGGAAAGCUCAUUGUAGAUUGCACUGGUGAAGGAGCUGUUUUUGUAGAGGCUGAAGCAGAUUGUAGAAUUGAAGAUAUUGGAGACAUAACAAAGCCUGACCCUGAGACUCUUGGAAAGCUGGUUUAUGAUGUUCCUGGUACCAAGAACAUACUAGAGCUGCCUCCUCUGGUGGCUCAGGUGACUAAAUUCAAAUGCGGAGGGUUUGCUCUAGGCCUGUGCAUGAACCACUGUAUGUUUGAUGGCAUUGGCGCUAUGGAAUUUGUGAACUCAUGGGCUAAAAUUGCCAGAGGUUUGCCAUUGACAGCGCCUCCAUUUUUAGACAGAAGCAUACUCAAAGCACGGAACCCACCAACUAUAGAGCACCUGCAUCAAGAAUUCUCAGAAAUUAUUGGCACUUCCAGCACCAGUAAUGACCUUUCUGAAGAAAAAAUGCUAUACAGCUCCUUCUGCUUUGACAGUGAGAAGCUUGAAAAAGUGAAAAUGAAAGCCAGGGAAGACAGGGCUCUUGACAAUUGCACUACAUUUGAAGCUCUCUCAGCAUUCGUGUGGAAAGCUCGAACCAGAGCUCUAAAACUGUUGCCUGAACAACAAAUAAAGCUCCUAUUUGCUGUUGAUGGGAGGCGUAAGUUCAGCCCACCACUGCCAAAAGGGUACUUUGGCAAUGGCAUUGUGUUGACAAAUUCCAUCUGCCAAGCAGGUGAUCUGCUGGAGAAGCCACUGUCACAUGCAGUUGGGCUGGUUCAAGAUGCAAUUAAGAUGGUCACUGACAGUUACAUGAGAUCAGCCAUAGAUUAUUUCGAACUGACAAGAGCUAGGCCUUCUUUGGCCUCCACCCUCUUGAUCACAACUUGGUCUAGGCUGUCCUUCUACACAACUGACUUUGGCUGGGGAGAGCCUAUACUUUCAGGUCCAGUGGCAUUGCCUGAGAAGGAAGUCAUCUUAUUCCUUUCUAAUGGGACAGAAAAGAAGAACAUAAACGUGCUUUUGGGUCUUCCAGCUUCUGCCAUGAAGGUGUUUCAGGAACUGAUGAAUAUCUAGACCAACAACAGCAAUAAUGAAUUAUUUUUCAAAAACUCUUGUAUUUCCAAAUUAUUGUUACUUGUUGUAAUAUUAUUAUUUGAUGUGGACUACUGCUAUGUGACUGGUCAAAACAAAAGUACGCAGACAACUUAUGUAACACAUGUGCAUGGUAUUAAUGAUGGAUUUUAUUUGCUUUGUGGGAGCUUAACUUAA